AUGUCUUCAUUAAACUCAUUAAACGGUUUUGAGAGUACUUCAAGUCCUGACUCGUGUAAAAAGAAAACAUACAUUAAUGACCCGAUACAUAAUUUAAUGGAGUUUGAAGGGUGGAUGAUGGAAUUUGUGGAUACUCCAGAAUUUCAGCGACUACGUAAUAUCAAACAGCUGGGGAGUACAUAUUGGGUGUUCCCCGGGGCGAGUCAUAGUAGGUUUGAACACAGCUUAGGGGUGGCCUGGCUCUCUUAUAAUCUCGUCAAAAGGUUCGAGCGAGAACAACCGGAACUUGAACUCGACGUAAACGCUGUGAAUUGUGUGACUCUUGCUGGCUUAUGUCACGACUUGGGCCAUGGCCCUUUCAGUCAUAUUUUCGAUAACUCAAUAGUUCCAAAACUAAGACUAGGACGAAAGUGGUGCCAUGAGGAAAGUUCAACAAUGAUGCUUGACUUCUUGGUUAAGAAAAAUGAGAUCGAUAUUGAGAAAAGCAAGAUUGAUAUUGAAUUUGUAAAAACUUUGAUUCGUGGUCAAAGAAAUGGAGACUCUGAUCGAGAGUUCCUAUUUGAUAUUGUUGCCAAUCAGCGCAACUCUGUAGACGUCGAUAAAUUCGAUUACCUCAAAAGAGAUUGUUAUUACACGAAACCGGGAAUAAACUUCGAUGCCGAACGACUUAUGAAGUUUUCACGAGUUGAACAGGGUCAGAUCUGUUAUUUGCACAAAGAAUAUAACAACUUAUACGAUAUGUUCCACACUCGGACUUCUCUUCAUAGGAGAGUCUACAAUCAUCCGAAAGGCAAAGCCAUCGAGUUUAUGAUUGCCGAUGCGAUUGUGUCGGCAAGUGAACAUCUUCAAAUAAAGGAAGCUAUUUAUGAUCCAGAAAGGUAUAUGGAACUCAACGAUCAUAUCUUGCAUAGAAUUGAGUGGUCAACUGAUUACGCAAAUGCAAGAGAGAUAAUAAGACGUCUCAAAAUCAGAGAUUUGUAUAAAUUCGUAGAUGUAAAGAUGAUACCAGCUGAAAGAAGAAAAACUGCCGAAGAUUUAGAACGUGUAAAGAAGGAGAUCACUCCCCUUAAGAUCAGCGAGCACGGGCAUCACUCUAACCUCAAAGAAGAUGAUAUCAUUGUGGAUUUUUUCAAAUUAAAUUUCAAAAAAGGAAAAGAAAAUCCCCUUGAUUCUAUUAAGUUCUACAAUGACUACAACCCCAAAGAAG
This is a messenger RNA of Ambispora leptoticha, 1207 nucleotides long. The record is from the annotation of a GenBank genome assembly. Lineage: Eukaryota; Fungi; Glomeromycota; Glomeromycetes; Archaeosporales; Ambisporaceae.